AUAUUCCAUUCAAAAAAAUCAAAACCAUAUAAAAAAAAAAAUUGAAAACUAAAGAAGACCACAAAGUAGUAAAUGAGGUGUGAAGACAACUAUUGUUUUACUUUCUCACUUUAUCAGCACUGAACUCAAACAAACCAAUUCUAUGAAAGCAAUAAAUUGCAUAUAAAACACAUUAAUCUCACCAGCUUCACUCAUCAAUGCACCAACCUAAUUCACACACAAAUCUUUCGAGCAAGCCCAUCAUAGAGGUGAAAAGCUUCGGUUUUCACUGAAUAGAGCAUGGGGAAUUGCUGGGUUCUGGCAUUUCUCCUCCCCGUCAUCGCAACUGAAGCUGCGGUCAUCGUUGGUGGCGGCGUGGGCAUUGGGGUCGGCGGCGGCAUAGGCGGGGGCGGAGGUGUGUGGAUUGGUGGAGGAAUCAACACUCCGUCUACCCCCACUGCUUCCAGGGCUUAUACUGCUCUCCAGGCCUGGAAAUCUGUCAUUACAGAUGAUCCACUUGGAGUUACCAAGUCGUGGGUUGGUCCAAAUGUUUGCUCUUACAAAGGGGUUUUUUGUUCGGAUUCUCGAGAUUUCAUGGGAAAUCCAGCGGGUGAAGUUGUGGCGGCCAUAGAUCUCAACCACGCCAAUUUGCAAGGAAUCCUUGUCAAAGAACUCUCUCUUCUCACUGAUUUGUCUAUUUUUCACCUCAACAGCAACAGGUUUUCAGGGAGUGUCCCUUUGUCGUUCAGGGAACUGUCGUCUUUGACUGAAUUGGACCUCAGCAACAACCAUUUCUCCGGGGCUUUCCCCGCAACAGUUGUUUACAUUCCAAAUCUUGUCUAUUUAGACCUCAGAUUCAACAGCUUUUCAGGCCCAAUCCCUGACGAUCUGUUCGACAAGAAACUCGACGCAAUCUUCCUGAACAACAACCUGUUCGACGGCGAACUCCCUCAGAAUCUAGGCAAUUCUCCAGCCUCCGUGAUUAACCUGGCCAACAACAGGUUCACAGGGACCAUCCCUUUCAGCCUGGGCUACAUGGGCAUAAAGGAAAUCUUGUUCCUCAACAACCAGCUCACCGGAUGCAUACCUCAAGGAGUAGGCAUGUGGGCCGAUCUGCAAGUCUUGGACGUGAGCUCAAAUUCAUUGAUGGGCCAUUUGCCAGACUCUUUAUCUUGUCUGGGCGCAAUCGAAGUUCUCAACGUUGCACACAACAAGCUGUCUGGGGAGUUGCCCGACUUGGUUUGUUCUUUGAGGAGGCUCCUGAAUUUGACAGUUGCGGCCAAUUUCUUUUCCGGGCUCAGCCAAGAUUGUGACAAUUUGUUCUUCAGAAAUGUGGGAUUUGAUUUCUCCAUGAACUGCAUUCCGGGAAAGGAGAUGCAGAGGCCUGAGCCAGAUUGCUCAGCGGUUCCUGGAGGUGGACUCAGUUGCCUCAGAAUUCCUUCAGCUAGGCCUUUCGUUUGUGGGACAUUGUUAGGGGCACAAAUUACCACAACCCCAUGACCUAUUUGGAGGAUAACAGGUUAGAAUUAUUGGUUGUAUGUAAUUUAAGGGAAGUAAAAAUGAUCUGGAGUUUGCCAUAUAAUUUGUUUUUCAUUGCAUGGGUAAGUCCCAAAAUUUAGGUCAUCUAAUUUGGAUAAGAUGGUACCUGAAAUAGACAAUUAUUUUAUGUAGUAUAUUUUGGUUGUGUUAGCAUUGCCAUGUGCUCGGAAGUUGGAUCACUUCCUGCUGCUGUUCAGUCACAUUCAACUUCUUUAGUCCAAAACAGACAAAGUUGUCAAGUUUUGUACAACUUUUUGAAUUAUUAUUCUGAUAAAUAAUGAUGAAUAGAAUUACUAUUGAAAAUUAA
Sesamum indicum (sesame) is the source of this 1825-nucleotide messenger RNA. RefSeq lists its product as uncharacterized. Lineage: Eukaryota; Viridiplantae; Streptophyta; Magnoliopsida; Lamiales; Pedaliaceae. Gene Ontology annotation, molecular function: protein binding. The record is from RefSeq and is a predicted model, not a curated record.